AGGAGACGCAACAUAAAGGAGACGCUUCUGCAGCUUUUCUACGUCUCCUGAUUGGACUUUUAUUUUUAUUUUGUUCCGGUUGAAAUCAAUGAAGGAGAGACGGUCCUGUCAGAAACUAUCUCUGCUAUCCGGCAUGGAGCCCAGUCAGAGUGUGAAGUGUAAGAUCGUGGUGGUGGGAGACAGCCAGUGCGGGAAGACCGCCCUGCUUCACGUGUUCGCCAAGGACUGCUUCCCCGAGACCUACGUCCCCACAGUGUUUGAAAACUACACCGCCAGUUUUGAAAUCGACACGCAGAGGAUUGAGCUCAGUUUGUGGGACACCUCAGGAUCUCCAUACUACGACAAUGUGAGGCCUCUCUCCUACCCAGACUCUGACGCUGUCCUCAUCUGUUUCGACAUCAGCCGCCCUGAAACUCUCGAUAGCGUCAUGAAAAAGUGGAAAGGGGAGAUCCAGGAGUUUUGUCCCAACACUAAGAUGCUUUUAGUGGGAUGCAAAUCAGACCUACGCACAGAUCUGAGCACGCUGGUGGAGCUUUCCAACCACAGACAGACCCCCGUCUCCUACGACCAGGGGAACAGCAUGGCCAAGCAGAUUUCGGCGCCCUACAUCGAGUGCUCGGCGCAGCAGUCUGAGAACAGCGUUAGAGACAUUUUCCACGUGGCCACCCUGGCUUGCAUUAACAAAAACAACAAAAACGUCAAGCGCAGUAAGGCCCCUCGCGGCAACAAGAGGAUCUCACACAUGCCCGGCAGACCCGACCUGGCAGCGGUGGCUUCAGAUCUCCGCAAGGACAAAGCCAAAAGUUGCUCGAUCAUGUGACUGGUCGGACCGAGGGGGAUCAGACUGAUGAGGACAGAGCUCAGUGCAAGCAGGAAGCGAAGGGCCGACGCUCUUCCCUGCAUGCGAAAGACCCCUUAUUUGUCUGGAAAAGGGGGUUUAAUAAGCUUCACAUCGUGUACAUGUUACUGGAAUACUCAAAGCGUAGUAGCGUCCCAAGCUCCACCAGAAGAGGAAGCUUUCUGUCAGCGAGAUACCUGCGAGGGGAAGCGCCCUCCUCGGAUAGCGGAUGUGUUCGAGGUGUUUCCACACAAGCAGGAAAUGAGCAGGACGGGUGAUGUCAUUAGGAAACGCUCACCAUGUAGAGGAAGGGGUUUUUAAAACAUCUUUUGAAUGAGAGCCAAAAGAGUUUGCUUCCCAGGAUAGGAGCUGCUGUUUGUGCCGGAUCAAAGACUCGUUGCUCGGAGGGUUUAAACACCAACUCGUCACUGUAGUUUGGAAGUGAUUCACCCCCCUCAUUGUGCAGAGGACAUGACAAGAGGAAUGACCUCGUCCUGCACACUCUGACGCUGUUUGUCCCCCCCUGUCUCUGAUAUGUUGUCGGUAUAAUGUGAAGUCAUUGGUGUGUAACUGCAUCAUUGUUUUAUUUUAGCUCCAUCCUGAUUCUUGAGUCUGUCGCAGCCAUUCUGUGCCCGUUUAUUUCACUUCAUUCCACGGAUAUACAUGUAAAGACUCCCUGAAGACAGAUUCUCCACACUGACGGCUUUAGUAACUCCUCUGUGUCAUACUGGGCCGCAAAAAGCUAACUUUAGCAACGCCUCCAGGAUUUAGCCAACAAUGUGAUAAAUAAAUGCAGUUAGAAAAACAUAACUUGCAUAACACGUUUUAAAAACCUUAAUGGGCUAAAAAGCGUCAGUGGGAUCAACAAACGUGAAGUGAAAAAUGGGAGUAAUUGUGUAAAAUGCCAGUUUGAGCCAUGACUCAUUCUCCCAAUGCACUUUAGGGAGGGAGUGGAAAUGUAAGCAGCAAUUCAAACUGGUUUGUUAGGAGCUGACAACACCAGAGCUCUCUGCUUUGCAUUUCCGAAGUGUUCAGACUCUUAUAAAGACUCGGUCACACCUGAAACAAUUAAUAGAUAAUAAUGAAUAGGACUAAACGACUAAUUGAGAAAAUAAUCAGCGAAUGGAAGAGUUGUCGUAAAUAUGGACAGCUUUACACGUUCAUACAUGUAAUGACUUGUGAUCGGAAAGCACCACAUUUACCACCUUGAUUCGUCUACGUUGGUAUAAACUGAUUUAAAUGCAGGAAACUGAAUAAAAGGAGGCCGAAAUAACAUCGUUAACUUGUUUUUUGCGAAGAUGAGGAACGUAUUGACAUGGUUUGAAACAUAAGGUCAUAUAAGUGUUUGGCUUUCAUUUGAAAACUAACAAACUAUUUUCUAAGCUAUUAAGAAUCAGUGUUGUGUACAUUAGUGUUAUUUCCUCUCAGCAGUGCAAUUAAGAAGCUGUUUAAAUAUCAAAGGUCUUGAUGCACUUUUAAUGUAACCUCCCAAUUAUCUUGUCACAUUUUUACAGCUCAGUGGCCGAAUCUAAUCGUGAUUUCCUAAUCUGUCGUCUUCUCCCCGUGUACAUUAUCAUGUUUCCUUGAAUGUUGAUGUCACCUUCAAAUGUCUUUGCCAAUGUUGUUGCUGCAAUAUUUAUUGAAUUAUAUAUUUUCCCUUUAGAAUAAAUGCAAAUGGAAUUAAA
Gymnodraco acuticeps is the source of this 2523-nucleotide messenger RNA. It is a transcript of the gene rnd3a, whose product is annotated as Rho family GTPase 3a. The transcript is spliced from 5 exons. Gene Ontology annotation, molecular function: GTP binding; GTPase activity. NCBI's taxonomy places the organism in Eukaryota, Metazoa, Chordata, Actinopteri, Perciformes, Bathydraconidae. The coding region runs from base 89 to 820 and encodes 243 amino acids. The record is from RefSeq and is a predicted model, not a curated record. Gene Ontology annotation, biological process: small GTPase-mediated signal transduction.